UUAAGUGGGCUAAGUUCGUUCACUCAGAUUUCCAUCAAUGUUUUUGUUUAGAAACAAAAAAUUGCCGGUGGGCAUUCGUAAAACUCUGACAAAACUUCCUGCAACUAUUGUCUUUGCGUCCCUUCAGGAGAGUCGCGGCGUGAAAACCAUCGCUAGCCGAAUGGGUCCAUCUACUCCACCAAAGGAGCUGACAACCGAAAUGGUCUCGCAACUUGGAAAGCCACCGAAAAUGCGCGAAGACCCUGCGUUCAAGAAGAUAGAUAGUCCCGAGUUCCACGGCAUUUUUACUCCGGAAGUGGACUCGUUGGUGUCCCUCUUUAAGAAGUAUGACUAUGAGCUGAGAAUUGCCGGCGGAGCCGUCCGCGACAUACUCAUGGGUAUCAAGCCAAAGGACAUUGAUUUCGCCACCACAGCCACGCCAGAUCAGAUGAAGGAGAUGUUCACCAAAGAAAACGUGCGUAUGAUCAAUGCCAAAGGCGAGAAGCAUGGUACCAUUACUCCGCGCAUCAAUGGCAAGGAGAACUUCGAGGUGACGACACUGCGCAUCGACGUCCGGACCAAUGGUCGACACGCUGACGUGGUUUUCACUACAGACUGGCAGCUGGAUGCAAACCGUCGUGACCUGACCAUAAACUCCAUGUUCCUAAGCUUUGACGGCACUGUCUAUGACUACUUCUAUGGCUACGAUGAUCUGCAGCAGCGCCGCGUUGUCUUUGUUGGCGAUGCCGACAUACGAAUCAAAGAGGACUAUUUGCGCAUUCUGCGCUACUUUCGGUUUUACGGACGAAUUGCAAAUGAUGCACAAAGUCAUGAUGUCAGCACCCUGGCCGCAAUCAAGGAAAACGCCGAAGGUUUGGCAAGGGUAAGCGGCGAGCGAAUCUGGUCAGAGCUGCAGAAGAUAAUUGUGGGAAAUUACGGACCCCAACUGGUGCUGCAGAUGCACCGCUGCAAUCUCAUUCAGCAAUGUGGGCUUCCUGUUGAGCCCAACUUGAAGGAAUUUCAACGCCUUUGCGAUGCCUUGGACCAGUUCGAGAAGCCACACUAUCCCAUAUUGUAUAUGACGGGAUUGAUUCACUCUCUCGAAGAGACCAUGAUGCUGCACGAGCGCUUGAAGCUGUCCGCAUUCGAAAGGGAUCUGGCUCUGUUUAUUACACAGCAGCGGGAGAGGGUGGACUCGGAGUACACUACCCUACGCGAUUAUCAAAAACUGUGUCUGCAACCGUAUGCCAAGCGGGACUACGUCGAGCAACUCCUCAAGUAUACCCGCAAAGUGGAGCUCUACAAUCAGUUGAAGGCAUGGUCCACUCCCAUUUUUCCCCUCAGUGGCAAUAUACUCAAGGAUCAUGGGCUUUCUGGCAAGAACCUGGGCACUGGACUGUCACUUCUGCGCCUCAUGUGGGCAGACAGCGACUUCCAACUAACCUCUGAUCAGUUACUGGAAAAGAUUCCAUACAUCUUGGAGAAACUGCAAUCGCCAAGCAACACAAAUGCACCAAGCAAAAAGAAACGAACUGAGUAGCAGAAUCUUUAGUUACGCAUCUAAAGCACAUUUUCUGUAUAUAGUAUCUUGACUUAAUAUCCUGCAGUUUAUUAAAUUUUUGUUUGGAAAC
This is a messenger RNA of Drosophila obscura, 1610 nucleotides long. RefSeq names its product CCA tRNA nucleotidyltransferase 1, mitochondrial. The record is from RefSeq and is a predicted model, not a curated record. The transcript is spliced from 2 exons. Bases 38 to 1519 code for a protein of 493 amino acids. NCBI's taxonomy places the organism in Eukaryota, Metazoa, Arthropoda, Insecta, Diptera, Drosophilidae. Gene Ontology annotation, biological process: RNA processing. Gene Ontology annotation, molecular function: nucleotidyltransferase activity; RNA binding.